Messenger RNA from Rotaria socialis, 1581 nucleotides. Lineage: Eukaryota; Metazoa; Rotifera; Eurotatoria; Philodinida; Philodinidae. The record is from the annotation of a GenBank genome assembly.
AUGCAUAUGCUUUUUAUCUGUCUCUUUAUACUAAUAUGUGCUGAUACAACUUGUGCACAAGUAGUUCGACAGCUAUCGGGCUGCAAUGCUCCUGUAUGCUCUUUUCCGGGAGAUUCAAGUAUAACCUGUACACCUUGCUAUGGCUUUCAAACAGCUAACGGCAAAAACGUAUGCGCACCGGCAGUUGACUGCAGUUUAUUUGAUAGGUGCAUCAAUGGAACUAGCUGUUCGAGUAAUUCAACUGUUUGUGUGGUCAACACUUGUUGCUUGUCUCCUGUUUGUUUGCCGAUCUUCCUUAAUAGCACGUGCUAUACAGGACAGAUUUCAGCCUAUUCGACUACUAUUGCUGCUGCUAGUACUGUACCACUAUCUCAGAGUUAUUCCACAACCCCCCAAACGAUGAGUACAUCUGUACCAACAUCUACAACUACGGCUCUUAUGACAACUCGUAUCUGUCCAAAUGCAACAUGGAAUAAUACAUACACAGUUGUCGGUGGUGGAUACAGUGCCGUUAAUUAUGGAAGCAUCACCGAUAUCUUUGUUGAUGCCAAUAGAAACGUCUACGCCUCGUCUUAUGCCAACAUGGCAAUUAUGAAAUUUUUUGUCGGUAAUAUAAAUCCGAUAUUAGUGGGUAAUUCCAUGCCCUAUAUGCCCAUGGCCAUCUACGUCGACGCAGCUGGAACAAUUUAUUCCUGUGAAAUACGGAAUGGCCUAAAUGGUUCUACUCAAGGGCGUGUCCAACAAUAUGUUGCAGGCAACACGACUGGCACAACAUUACUUGGCGGUACAGGAUGCAACAAUACACUGACUUCUCUCUGUGGAUGUGGGGGUAUUAAUGUUGAUAAACAAGGACAACUUUACGUUUCGGAUACUUACAAUAAUCGUGUGGUAUUGUUCAAUGUAAGCUCCAAAGUAGUAAAUUAUGUUUUUGGAACGAAUGCCGUCUUCGGAUCUUCCCCAAAUCAGCUAACCAAACCGUGGUCUAUCUCUGUCGACGCCAACAACAACGUGUAUGUCUUUGACAACUUCAUCCAAUCUCAAUACGCUACCUCGUAUGGACCCAGCCGCGUUGUACGAUUCAACGCCGGUGCUGUUAUCGGUACGACCGUCGUUCCUAUUGUUAACAACGGUUAUACGAUGGGAGUCGAUCAGUUUGGUCAAAUAUACACGACCCAGUUUACUGGAAAUGGUUAUAGUCCGGCAGUUUAUUCGCAGAUUUCAAAAUGGAGCUCCAUCGGAACCACUUUCACAGUAGCGAUUAAUGGCAUUACAACAUUACCCAACAAUCCGCUAAGUCAUUUCUAUGGCGUUCGUUUUGAUUCGGACGGUCGAUAUUAUCAUCGAAUUCGUGGUGGUGCUAUGGGUUCAUCCUAUAUGCAUAUGAAGAAGAAUAUUCCAUUCGCUAUGUUACUUCGAGCGAUUAGAUAUUAUUCAACAUUCAAAGCAGUUUUAAAUGAACGUGAAGAUUUAAGAAUGGCUUUAUUAUUAAACAAAUAUCUAUGUGUUUUUAUGGAUAAACAUUUUAAUCGUGUCCUACAAAAAUUCAAUAUCAAUCAGCCAUUGACUAGUAAUAACAAGUAA